AUGCCUUCCCCCACCUUCUCCAAACGCCUCUUUGUCUUUGACUUUGACUGGACCUUGAUUGAGGCCGACUCUGAUCUUUGGGUUGCCGAGACCCUGGCCCCCGAUCUUGCCAAGCAGCAAGAAGACUUUGUCGGCAAGAUCCUCUGGACCGAGUUGCAGGACUUGCUCCUUCAACGCUUGUUCGAACGCGGGUUCACCCAACCAGACCUGGAAAAGACAUUGCACCGAAUUCCAUUUACACCAGAGGUCAUUGCUUCCCUUCGCUUGAUGAAGUCUCAGGGUGCUGAGCUUUGUAUCCUGUCGGACGCAAACACUUUUUAUAUCGAUUGUAUUCUCAAGGCACACGGUUUAGAAGGAGUGUUCACAAAGAUCCUUACAAAUCCCGCCCAUUUCGACUCCCAUGGCCGUCUCCACGUCGCCCGCUUCCACGGCCUCGACAAGGACCCCCACAACUGCCCCCUCCCCUGCCAACCCAACCUCUGCAAGGGCCAAGAACUCCAGAAACUGAUUGAUUCUCAAUCUUGGGACCAGGUCAUUUACAUGGGCGAUUCUACGAACGAUUUCUGCCCCUCGACGCGUCUGCAGGGUCGAGACAUUGUCCUCGCCCGCGCGGAUCUGUUGUUGGAGAAACAUAUCAAGCUGCAUUUGGAUAUGGUCAAGGCUCAGGUCAUCUACUGGCAGUCCCCUGCUGAUGUCCUGGCCAUUACCCAGAAUCUUUUCAAUGUCCCUUCCCUUCCAGCCAUUGCCACCACUGCCGCUGUCAACUCAAAACCCGUUCCUGUAGUCUCUUCGGCCCACAUGGAGGAGGUCCCUGUUUCUCUUUAG
Molecule: messenger RNA, 825 nt
Organism: Linnemannia hyalina
Lineage: Eukaryota; Fungi; Mortierellomycota; Mortierellomycetes; Mortierellales; Mortierellaceae
Source: the annotation of a GenBank genome assembly